UCAAAUAUGACUUGAACAUCGUACAUAACCAGGGAGUUGUCAAAACGUUGAGCACAAUGAGAAGAGUUUUGUUCUAUCUGGCCAAAAUGGCUGACGCGCCGUCGUCGUUACGCGUUAAUAAAAUACCCGAUAAUUUGUACGAAUUGUGUUUGACGAAUUUAGUGAACUAUUUGCAAAAAUCAAAAUGUGAGCGAAGUGUUCUGAGGACACUACCCGACAGUGUUCUCAUGGAUGUUUACUUUAAGAUGCUGCUGGAGAAGAGGCUUUGCAUCCUGGGAGCGGAGCUUUCGCAGUGGGACACAUUUGAAAGAAUGCUCCGGUUCACCGGAUCGCAGUUGCGGCUCCUCAGGUGCUUUCAGGCGGUGAUCGAACACGGUACCAAACUGUCAGCGGAGGUGACCAGCUCGUACCUCCACAUGUGUGACGCUGGGGAGCGCACGAACAAUGCUCUCAUAGAACUAGGCCUACGGAUAGGUGAUUUUCUAAAUGAAGCCGGGUGGUAUGCGGACGCGCAGAAUGUGCUGCUGCGGUGUCGGGACAUCUGCCAGGCGCAGCCACAGACCACAUACUAUAAGCGACUAACAUUAGAAUGUUGUCAUAGGUUAUUGAACACACAGUCAGCGUACUGCUGUUUCCCGGCGGCGGCGGAGACAUACUUACUGGCGCUGCGGCUGCUGGGGCUGGAGGAGGAGGUCCGCGAGGAGCACCUGGGCGGGCCCUACGCCGCCGCCGAAACGCGCGACCAGAGCACGCAGACCGACCUGCCAUACACCUGCGCAGACAGGGUGGGCGGGGCGGAGUGCAGCGGGUUCAGUAACGUGGGGCGCGAGGCGGCGUGGGGCAUGGGCGCGCUGGUGGCGCGGCUGUUCAAGGAGUUCUCGACGCUGUUCUUCGUGCGCUGCGACUACAGCGCCGCGCACACGUGGAGCAUGCGCGCGCUCAAGCUGCUCACGCCAUACACGCCAGUCAAGAUCAGCAUCGAGGUGAUCCGCGCGUGCGGCAAGGCGUGCGUGGUGAAGCGGCGGUUCGCGGACGCGGGGCUGCUGGUGCGGCGCGCGGUGGGCGUGGCGCGCGCGGCGUGCGGGCGCGCGCACCCGCGCCUGGCCGCCGCGCUGCUCGACCACGGCUUCUACCUGCUCAACAUCGACUCCAUCGCGCACAGCGUCGCCGUCUACGAGGAGGCGCUGUCGAUGUUGCGCGGCGUGUACGGGCGCAGCAGCCUGCACGUGGCGACGGCGCAGGAGGACCUCGCGUACGCGCUGUACGUGCUCGAGUACUCCUCCGGGCGGUUCUACAAGGCGCGCGACCACGCCGAGCGCGCCAUCCGCAUUAUACAGAACUUGGUGCCGCCGGAUCACCUGCUACUGGCGUCGGCCAAGCGCGUGAAGGCGCUGAUACUGGAGGAGAUCGCACUGGACACGCCCGCCGGGCAGGACAUGAGCGAGCCGAAUCUACUAGAAGAAUCUGAGGCGUUACAUAAGGCUGCGUUGUCGUUAUCUAUGAUGGCGUUCGGUGAGAACAACGUGCAGACCGCGAAACACUACGGGAACCUCGGCAGACUGUACCAGAGCAUGCAGAAGUUCCAGGACGCGGAGACGAUGCACCUGAAGGCCAUCGCCAUAAAGGAGGAGCUGUUGGGCCCCGACGACUACGAGGUGGGGCUGAGCAUCGGCCACCUCGCCUCCCUCUACAACUACCACAUGAACAUGCACCACGCCGCCGAGCAGCUCUAUCUGCGCUCCAUAUCCAUCAGUCUGAAGUUGUUCGGCGAGCGGUACUCCGGGCUGGAGUACGACUACCGCGGGCUCGUGCACGUGUUCACACAACUGAAGCAACAUCACAGGGCGGAACAUUACAACCAGCUGCUGCAGCACUGGCACAUGUUGAGAGAACAAUCUCGCGCUGAGCAGCAGCAGCCGGCGAUAGAAGACGAGCAGCUGAUGCCGCUCGAGGAGCUCCAGCACAAGCUGUUCGCGCCCAACGACUGAACCAACACUACAGGUACAUCAACGCCCACUCGCGGUGCCCACACUGCACACUGUAUACUUACUGGCCUUCGAUAUGCAUUUAAACACCUCCAGUGUUGGCACGUAGCCUAUAUAAAAUAUAUCUAUGUAUAUUGUAUGUCCCAGUCGUGACGGUAGUACUUUAAAAAUAUUAGACAUUGUGAAUUUGGAAAUAAAAGAGGAGUCUGUCUUAUUCGCGUUUGCGCGUGUCUGAGUGGUGUGAAAGAGAAGGGAAGUCUCGUUCGUUUAUAGUUUAGACGACUAAAUUUGAGUGCAAAGCAAAAUAAUCCUUAUUUUUUCGUCCCGGCGAUCUCAAGUAGCAUAGAAAAAUUAUUUGUUCAGUUCGACUUAUGUUGAAAAAUUUGUUCAGAUUUACAUCCUCGUGUAGAACAGUGAAAAAUAAAAAAUUAAUCUAACUGCCGCACUCAAAGACAUCAACUUUAAUGGUACCCAAGAUAACACUGACAAUGAUAGAAACUAAAAAAAAUUUUUAACGAAAAAAAAAAGUUACUUAACAUUGACAUUAUACGUAUUAUUAAUCGGUGUCUCUGGGUACGACAGUUACGGCCGGUUGCACAAACGUCCAUUAAGGUUUAACGACCCCUUUAAGCUCUAAUGAAUGUCAAAUUUAUAUGGGUAUUGUCACUUUAAACUAAUGACAAUUUUAAUGGACGUAUGUGCAACUGGCCGUUAGUGUCAUAGGUUUAAUUAUAUUUUGCGUAUGAUGCUUGAUUAGAAUAAUAUAUUGUACUGAAUGUUAAAAUGUAACGUACAAAUACAAUAUUUGUAUCAUAUGAAAUUCAACAGCGGCUAUUUAAAAAUAGUAUUAUAAAAUAACGGUAUAUCUCGAGAAACGAUUCCUUUUCACCUUUGAUCUCUUAAAUAAAAAUAAACUGAUUAAUUAAAUUAUAUCAGUUUUUAUUAUACAGAUAUUGAAUUUUAAGCUUUUAGUGUUAUAUUAUGGGGUCGUUUAUUACUAGUUUUUCUUUUUUUUUUUUUCAAGUACAGAAAAUAAUUUAUAUAGCACAAUAAGGCACUAUCUGUUUUAUAACAAUCACAAUAUAUAGAAUGAUUAUUAUCAGACUUGGGCGAAAUGAAUUGGAUUUAUGAUUUAAACAUUAUUUUAAUUUAUAAAUUAAUUUGAUAAGUGAGUUAUAAAAAUAUUCAAUCAGAAAUUUGAUUUAAUUUUAUCCAAGUCCGCAUCAAAGAAAUUUUCGGUAAACUCCUUCGUCUAUUUCGGAAAUGGAAAAUGUGGCUUAAAAUUUGAUCUAUACAAAUAUUAGGUAUGUGUAUUUAUUCGGCUUAGACGUCCUAUGGUGGAGUUCUAAAGCAGGCGAAAAUAAGGUAAUGAUUCUAAAAAUUGCAGUAAUACGUCUUGUUGUACUAAUUCCGAUACGUAUUUUUUUAAUUUUAACGCUCUCAUAAUACCUCCUCUGUCAUAGUCCAUUUUUUAACAUGCCCUAGGAACAGAACAAAUCAAUCAUAUGUGUACUUAUUCUGAUUAGUCGUACUUGUAAACUUAAAUGGACACUCAUGUCUUAAUUAUUAUGUGUGAUAUAAUAAAACCAAUUAUCGCUGACCACAGACCUCUAAUCAUAGACGUUUAGAAGCGUACCACUUUUAUACACACAACAGCACAUCAAGUGUCCACAAAAUGUCCCAUUUCCGAAAUUGAUUUUAAUCUUAACAAUCAACAGAUUAAAGUUCAAAAUCUAUUCAAGAAAUUUAAGUUUAAUGUAAUUUGACGUGCUGUCGGCUAUAUUUCUUCAUUUUUUUAAGGAAAUGUACUUUUUACGCCCUUAUCUGUUUACGGAAUAGGCAGUGGAGGUUUUGAUUUUAAGUGCCUCGCGACUAUGUAAUAAUAGCCUUAUUUAUACCGUUAGCACAAAAAACUCAAUGGAAUCAUGUCCACAACAUCUAUAUGUAUCAUUUCUAGUUUUAUAUUGUAAAUCAAUAUUUAGCUUCGGGCGAAUCGCGCUAGUAUGCCUGUAUGCCUUGUAAAUAACGUGAUUAAGUUUUGCUGUUUCGACAUCGUAUUCGUGUCUGUGAAUUUUAUUAUUUUGAUUUUUAUGUAUUAUAUUGUAUAAUAGUCAUUGUAAAAGCAAACUUUCGUAAACGUAAUAUUAUGGCCGAGUUACAUAAGGCUACAUUUUAGCCGAGAAAAGAAGCUAGAGCCUGUUCCUAGAAAAAACGGACAAAGUGAGUGAUGGCAAACGAUACGUAUCGCUGUCCAUAGAUCUCUAUCGUUCCUGCGGAAUUCUGCCUGUUGUCGUACAAGAUGAAGUCAGCGACUUACAGCGUUCCGUACAUCAAGACGCAGUACGACGUGGAAAUGAUAUUCGUAUCGUUUUCUUGCAGUGCUCACAUAAUACUUUGUAUCGUUAUUAGCUUUUAGAUUGCUUUUAAAUAUACUGUAGUUCUGUAUAAACGAUGUUAGAAAACAGAUACUAGUUUACAAACUUACAAUGCGCUAGCUUGCUAUCCUGACUUAAAAAAAUUGCCUCGUGUAUCUCCGGCCUAAUGUGAAUAUAGGAUAUAAUAUGUAAUAUUUUCAUCGCUUUCUCUUACUUAAAAGUAUUUUUUUAAAUUCUUUAAUCAAAUCAGAAUAUGAUAUUGUCUCUUAUGUAUGCAGUUAGAUACAUACUUGACUGUAAUUAUACUUGUACUUGGGUCAUAACACAAUGAACGUAUAUCCAUUUCAUAAUUACCUUGUUAUUUUUCGAGUUUAAGGUACGAAGUUUGCUUACCAAGAUGACUUCAUGUUCCUCGUGGUGAUUUACAUGUAUAUAAUUUUUUUUAUAGUGAUAUUGUCUUUUAUUGUAUAGACGUAGUCAAAUUUUGUUAUUACGUUUAUUUAAAGGAAGACAGCAACCUCAGGGUGUAUACCCCAAGACAGUCAUUCAAAAGUAUACACCUCAGAUGUUAUUUUCAACGUAAACCAUUUUUUUUUAAUAACGGCCACUUAAAUGAAAUUGGUAAUACUUUCAAGUGAACGUUUUUAAUUAUUGUUAAUUUUCGUAAUUUGUAUAUCCAGCUGUUUAUUUGUAAAUGUCUUUGUUCUUCGUUUCUUGAGCCAUUCCAAAUUUCUUUAUUCAUUCGCCCCCAUUCAAGGUGGAUAAAUAAAGAGUUUUGAGGCUGAUAUUCCAAUAUACACCCAGAGGUUGUUGUUUUACGGUGUAUAAACGUAAUAAAGCGUCAAAUUUAACGUGUGAACGUGCAAUGAAUCAUUGUGGCAAUUUUUUAUUGUAAAUAUUAGAGGAAUGGAUGGAUCUGUUUUGACAAUGUUGCCAGUGUCAAAAAUCUAUACUUGUAUAUCGAGAUACUAUGAUCGAUCAGUAACACAAAUAGAAUUUGUAUGCGGAACGAGUCUUCAUUGACUGCCUUUUGUAAUAACCUACGUGUAAUGACUUAACUAUAUAUACUCAAUAAUUUUCUAAUCAUGCUUCAUAGACUAAUAAAUCGGUUCAUUUGAAUCUAGUUAGAGAACAUAUCGAAAUGUAAUAUUUGUCCGCAGACUAUUUCUUUUAGAUAAUUGUAACGAUGAUAGUAUUAUGUUGAUAUGGCGAGACCACAGGUACUGAUAUCAGCUGGUGGCUCGUCUCGUCACCGGUUUGUUCUGUGUCGCUUGAUGCGAUAACAGGGUUGAUAUAGAAUGGCUGUUGCGUGCUCCAGGCACGCGUAAAUAAAUAAAUUUUAUGAAAUUUGUGUCGUUUUAUUUGUAUGCAUGCAUAUUUUAAUAUUUUAUCAAAAUUAUAGCGAUAAUUAAGACUCAAUCAAUCAAUCUUUGGGCACGGUCAAGCUUCUCCAAAUCGACAAAAAGGAUUUAAAUAAAAGAGAAACUUCAAUAAAGUAUUUAUUAUGAAUGUGAUAAUAAAAUUAAAGCUUAUAGUUAUAAGGGGAAUGCUACAUAACUUUCAGUCAAUAAAAUAUCCAAUAAAAAAUUUCAAUAAAUAAAUUGACAACAUAAUACUCUGAGACAAAGAAAUCGAGUCGCAUAUGAUUUAAUUUACUUUCGUUUAGGCUUGCAUUGUUUUAAAUAUAAAAAAUGGUAAAGGUCACAGUGGCUUGCAUCUAAUAAUAGGCUAGUUGACAACUUUUUUUUAUUUCAUAAAUAAAUAGUCCAUUAACAUCUGAGAAAUAAUGUUGAAGUAACAGCAUGUCUGCGAUUAAUAGUUUCGGAGAUACGGUGCUGUGUUUGUAGAACUGCCGCUAGUUGGCCGAAAACGCUCCCUACAAAUUCAAAGCACUCGGUGACGUCACAUGGUGCUACAGUAGCGAAAAAUGUAUGGGCGUCUGGACAUUUUUUGUAAUAUCUUUGUUAUUUGUGCGUUUAUGUUUAUAGCUGUUAUAAUGAAAGUUGUAACAUUUUUUAUAUCUAAUUUAAAGCCUUAUGUAUUUUAGCAGAUUUUUGUAGUAGAUUUUCUGUACUUUUUCAAGUUUCCAAAGCGUAAUAUUUUCCAAAUCAUUGACUUAAAAUUUGUUUUGUUAAACAUUUAUAAGUUGAAAUGGUUCAUAUUUUACGAAGAUAUAACAAAAACCUGUAUUUUCACUUGUUGGACACAAGCCUAUUAUACAUAUUAAUCAACCCGAUUUCUUGUCAAUAUAAUAAAGAUUCUAUAAAAGGCACUACUCAAGGCCGGCUCCAAUUGAAUUUAUUUCUAUAACAUUCGUACACAUAAUAUAAUCUGAUUUAAUACUAAAUGUGCAUUGCACAAGCACGACACGAAUCACAAGAAGCGUCUAUUCGAAUAGCUUAACUACCAAUUGUAUAUUCGAGAAUCAAUGGUACAGUUUAUUUGAAAACAAUUGAAUAUGUUUGACAUUUUUAACGGAUCUCAAACGUCUAAUAAUGAAAUAUAAAUGUGCGGAAUUUUUAUAUUCUAGUACUUUUUGUACGUUACGCAAUUUCUGAAGAUUCCGAAAUAAUAGAUUAUUAGACGAGUAUUGUUACUAUAAGAUUUUCAGCAUUCAAAUAGCAUUUCAAAAUAUUUUCAAUUUGAAAUUGAGUCUAAUAAAUAAAUAAUUUAUAAACAAAAAAGCCAGCUAUUUCACAAUAAUAACAGUUAAAAUGGGACACAAAAACUUGCACAGUAACACUUGAAUCAAUACAAACAUACACAUAAUACAAAACGAACACGAGGGCUCGUAUAUCUCUAAUAUCGUAUAUCUAUUACGAUGCAACACUCGGUUCAUGAACUCCUUACGCUGGUCCGAGCAAUGCCACGAGCGCGCGCUUGUAGUCGCCGGAAGUCUCUCCCUGCUGCCGGCCGCGGAAAACAACAUGGCGUUACAGCACAUCCGGUCACAAGAUGGCGGGCGGUGCGAGCGCAUGCGGGAGAGGAGACGCGGCAAUAUUAGUUUGUGAACAGUCAGAAAUGUGUAUGUUAUCAAAAAUAGAUAUUUGUAAAGCAUAAUUGUAUAUAAUAUUAUACCCAUAACAUUCAACUGGUAAGUGACAAUCCAAUAAUACGAAAGAAUUUUAUUGUAAAGUCGUAAAAUCAUAAAUAGGUAACAAAAGCGUUUUUUUUUUAAUUGUAACAAAAAGUAAAAAAAAUACAUAAAAUAUAUCUCACCUCCUGUUUCCAUCACCGUAAGAAGCGACGUGAAAAUGUUAACACAUUAUAAUUGACACAUUACAACACUAAAGUAAUGUAUGAUAGAAAAAAAAAACAAUAAUGUGACAUGGAAAGCGAAAAUAUUUAAGAAAAGCUAAAGUAUCAAGUUCAUGCGUUCGAUUAAUAUGAUGCAUUACUUUCAUGCUGGUAAUGUGCUCAAAUUAUAAAUAUUGUGCCGCGGACCAAAUAUGAUGAACAGACAGUACUCGAGCAAUUGAGAAAUAUUGCUUGUAAUAUUUAACGAUUCGAGAAGACAAUUUUUUAAAAAGAUUUAUUUACUCAUGGCUCAAUGCAAUUCGACCAAUUGUGUUUAUGGCUGCGCAUGUACGUGCACAAUAGGGUAUUCUGCUUAGUUUGAAAUAAUACUUGUAACUGUUUAUUUCAAUCUAAAAAGCAAUAAAACAAAAAAUAAAUAUGUCUUAAAACAAAAUUAACGCUGUCCGUCAAAUUCAUGACGUCAUUGUGAUAUGUACACAAAACAGGUGCAUAGAGUAGCAGAUUAAAAGAUUACAAUAAAACGAUAACAAUACUGUCUAAGAACCGA
This is a messenger RNA of Diatraea saccharalis (sugarcane borer), 8165 nucleotides long. The record is from the annotation of a GenBank genome assembly. NCBI's taxonomy places the organism in Eukaryota, Metazoa, Arthropoda, Insecta, Lepidoptera, Crambidae.